AUGUUUGCCAAAGACGAUUCGAAACGGAAAUUUGUUGAAAAUGCGAGAAUAGAACGCGAGAAAAGAGAAGCUGAGAGGCAGCGAUUAAUAGCCGUUGAAGAGCAGACUAAAGCUGCCGUUACCAUACAGAGGUGCUGGAAGCGACAUCAGCAACAGUACAAAGCUAAGCAGGAAUGUUGGGCUUGGUGGGAUGAGCAGUUCAGCAACAUUAAUACGAUGACCAUUACUGACUUGUAUCAGCUCGUUGGUAUUUAUUGCAAACUAAGUCGUGGAGUAUUGACACACAGCAGUAAUAAUAAACGCCUGAAGCAACUGGUUAAAUGCAUGACGAAUACCAAUAAGCUCAAGGACAAACAACCAUAUUACGUAUUAUUGAUUGACAUGCGCUAUAUGGUUCAGGCACGUGUGUAUCUCGAAAUGAUAAGCAUCCAAUGUAUUAAAUGUUGCAUUUCCUCGAAUGAACUGUCUUCUUUCGGGCCCGAGUUAACCUUUCUAUUACAAUAUCUGAAUCCGAAAACGUAUCACGUAAAGCGGCCAUUAGACGUUUCCUACACUAUUGAUAUCUCAGAUAAGAUUUUACAAAGCAUUGGACAAGCCGUUUUGAAAACAACAUUAUGUCAGUAUAACUUAAGAGACGCUCAAAUUACAUGUGUCGAGCACAUCAUUAAGCUGGAAAAUAGGAAGUCAAAAGAUGCAAAAACCAUUAAUGCGCUGAAAUUAUGGCUGACCACUAUAACUCGUUUAAGUUUAUACCCCAUUGAACAUGCAGAAUUGUCUAGCGACGCUUUAGAUAUGGGAUCAGCAUCAAAAUUUCUAUGGAAGAACACAAUGGCUGUACCUUAUUUGAGUUCUCUGGUGAAUGAAUUGAUGAUAGAUCGCCUAAGAAAAUGGGCGUUGGAUGUUGCCAAUGCUUUCGUAUUGAAUGAUUCAAAUAUCUACAAAGAAUGUAUAGAAAGCUUGGAUGGAAAUGGCUUGUUGUUUGUAUUAGGCAAUAUUGUAAAUCUGUGGAAUAAUCCUAAAAAUACAUUGAGGACCGAAGAAGAGCAUAAAUUGGUGGAAUGGGUACAAAAAUUACUAGUACCAAUACGCCAUCAUUUUUCAAAUAAACAGACAGCACAAUUUUCGACUUACCAUCCUCUUUUCAAAUGGACUGAUGCAGCAUGGGGAAACGAUAUAUCCAGUAAUGUUUUUGAUAAAGUUAUUUUACAACUACAACAUAUCUGGUCAGGAUCUCUUAUAGAUACCAUAACAAAAGAUAUCACGCAGUUCCUUCAGCUAAAGAGCAGUCUAAACGUUAAUUACAAUUCGAAAAUGUUGACAGUCAAAGGUAAUGAAAGGAAACUAAGUAGCUCUAAUAAUUUAUCGCUACUAUCAAUGAAACUAGCUUCUACCUUCGCAAUGUACAUCGACUUAUCACAACUAUUCAAACAAUAUAAAAGAGUAAUAAUAAGCGAAAUAGAUAAAGAGCCGCUUAUACAAAUUCUGCGCGUUUUCUGCGAAGCUUGUUCUAUUCUUUUUAUGACUCUGGAUGAUGUUGACAUAUUUGAACGCAAAUAUCCCUUUUCGCCAGAAGACCUAGUGCAAAUUAGCAAAUUUUUGAAUUCCUUCUACUUCAUUCUUCUCCAACAAAGUACUUCUGUGCCUUCUGAGCUGCCUCCAGCUGCCGAAAUGUUUGUAUCAGCCCGACAACUUUUAUUACAAAUCUACGAUUUAGAUCUUCACCAUCAAUUUUGCCCGCCAGACCAUUGGCUUUUGAUAUCCACGACAACUGGAAUCAAGUCUUUUUUCACAUCCUUCAUGAAAAAGCUUGACAGCAAUACUGAUAAUGAUACAGCAGGUGACAGCGAAUCUAACAAUUUCAUCAUCAAUAAGAAUUGGAUUCCAACUGCUACAAUGUUUCUCAAAGGCUUAAAAGAAAAUGACCCCGUGCCUCUACGUAUUUUACAGCUUAUGCCUUAUACGAUACCCUUCAAUGCUCGUUUAAAAGUUUUUCGAGAUUGGGUAAUACUAGACAAGUCGUGUUCUAUUAGAGCUGCAACUCGCCACAUCAGCGUGCGUCGCAAUCGUGUUUUAGAGGAUGGAUAUAACGCUCUUGCAGAUUUACCAGCAAAUGGCUGGAAAAACACUAUACGAGUUUCUUUUGUGAACGAGUUGGGUGUAGCAGAAGCGGGUAUAGAUCAAGGCGGGCCUUUCAAAGAUUUCCUUACUAUGUUGAUUUCAGAGGCAUUUCAACCGGGCUAUGGGUUAUUUACUGCUACACGGCUUAAUAGCUUUUACCCAAGCCUUACCUCGUUUGUUCAUGGCACGAGUCGUAUCGAACUGUUUGGAUUUAUCGGAAAGGUAAUUAUACAGCACGUUGGUUAA
This is a messenger RNA of Mycotypha africana, 2364 nucleotides long. RefSeq lists its product as uncharacterized. The coding region runs from base 1 to 2364 and encodes 787 amino acids. Gene Ontology annotation, biological process: protein polyubiquitination; ubiquitin-dependent protein catabolic process. The record is from RefSeq and is a predicted model, not a curated record. Lineage: Eukaryota; Fungi; Mucoromycota; Mucoromycetes; Mucorales; Mycotyphaceae. The transcript is spliced from 4 exons. Gene Ontology annotation, molecular function: ubiquitin protein ligase activity.